CUCCGACUGGCUGCCCCAUUUGCAAGAUGUCCGCUUGGGAGAGAGACAAAAAGCAUCUGAAUACAUAUCUGCACCUCGCCAAAAGUCGGAGCGGAGCGUCGAUGCAACUACCACCCGUAUACGUGUAGACAAAGGUCUGCAAGCCAAACUCCGUACAACUGAAAUGGCUACCCAGGUUUCGCCUCUUUUGAUGAAUCGAUUAGUUGAGGCUAAGCCUCAUCUUUUCUCGGUGCUUGUCGAUGCUACACCAUCCCUUGUCGAUGCGAGUAUUGAGGCGAUGCCAUGUCUCACUCAUGAGUCGGUGGGGGCUCAUCCGAACACGGUAUCCAGAGAAGUCGAUGGUUCUCUUUCGACAGAAACAAAAGCUGUUGGCACGAUGGUGCUUCUGGAUUAUCAGGAAUUACAAAACACUCAUGCACGCCCAUUCUAUGUAUUUCCAGCGACGCAUGUUCCUAUAAUCGCAGGUCUUUUUUCAUUCGCAUGGCGCGUCUUCAUCUCCUACCCUCUAUCGAUCCCUAUGCAUAUGAUUGAUAUGUCCCUGUCUAUGCUUCAUACCCAAAGAAAGAAGUACAUGAAUGAGGCGGAGCCUGAUAAUCACGCAUCGGCCUCCCAUUCGAUUCCUUCCUCUGAUCUUCUCGAUCACGAUACUCCUCCUGUUUGUCUAUGAGAUCUUUAAUACAAUGGACUUUUUUACUCAUUGUUACGGUGCUGGCACUUAUGUAGGGUUAUUAUCAUGGACAAUUGUCUCGCGCACAAUCGAAUACUAUAACUAUACGAGGCGCGAUUCCUGACGUUGAAAGUAAUUUAUUAAUGAAU
Serpula lacrymans var. lacrymans S7.9 is the source of this 816-nucleotide messenger RNA. RefSeq lists its product as uncharacterized. The transcript has a single exon. NCBI's taxonomy places the organism in Eukaryota, Fungi, Basidiomycota, Agaricomycetes, Boletales, Serpulaceae. Bases 164 to 667 code for a protein of 167 amino acids. The record is from RefSeq and is a predicted model, not a curated record.